UUAUAAAGUUUAAUGCUUACAUUUACCGCUUUAAGAUAUAUAAACGUUGUGUAUUGGUGUUUUUGUAUAUUCGGAAAUGCGCACGUUUGAUUUGAAUUCAUUUUUCCGUUUAAUAAAAAGAUAUUUGAUUUGUAGGAUUAUACAAAUCUGACGAAUAUCAAUGAGUCGUUUUGUCCGGUAUUUAUGCAACUGCUUGAAUGGCACAGUUAUCUAUAUCAUCUUAAAAUAAACCUCUACAACUACACAAGUUUCGUCGUUUUAAAUACUGGAGCCAAAUGGAGCAAAUGUUCCCACGGGAAAGGAAAUAGUAUGCAUGAAGAGUGUGUAUCGCUGCAGCAGUCUCUCAGUGUGGUGGGGGUUUUGGAGUGUGUGGUGCGGCGUUGUGUCGGUCCUGAAGGUGGAAGUGUGCUGCUCACACGAGACACUGGAGAAAUAAUCAUAACCAGACAUGGACAACGAAUUCUCAACACACUACACCUGGAGCACCCAAUGGCCAGGAUGGUGUUGGACUGUGUGAGUGCACAUUCUCAAGUUACUGCGGAUGGCACAAAGUCAUUUAUUCUCCUGCUGGCCGCGUUGCUGCGUGGAAUUCAGAACUCGGCGGACAAACAUGGCAUAGGACAAUCUACCGCUCCUUAUAUUAGAAAUCUAGCUCAUCGGCUGCUGGCAUUCAGCUAUAAGGAGUUUGAUGAUAUCAUAACACACAAAAUCCUCCCAAAUGCCUAUUUCUAUUGUAGUCGCCAUGGAUACAAAUCAAGCAGCAUUCUUGAUUUGUUGGUUGGUGGGUAUAUUGCUGGAAGACUGGGCAUUGGACAGGUUGAUAUAUUGAAACGUGUUCUAUGUGAAUUCUACCACAAAGUGAGCCAAGGUCAAGAUGCUGUCAAAACAAUAACAUUCCUUCAUUCACAUAUCUCUCAGUUGCAUACGACAGUGACAGGCCUUUCAAUUGGAUGUUCAGAGGUGAUCGAAGGGUUGGUUGUGACUCGUGAUUGGUCCGUGUGGACAGACCCGAAUGGAUCGGCCAAAGCUCUUAUUAUACAUGAAAGUCUUGGAUUCUGCCUCAUUGCAGCGAGCAACAAUAUAUCACUGUGUGUUCAACAUGACUGGCUGUCCCGUAUAGAUCAAGCCUUGGAACAGAAGUUAGCUAGUGUGUUACAGUUACAGGUGCGUGUGUUAUUGUCAUCUGUGAAACAGCCAGAAAGCGUGUUGCAGUGGGCUAGGCUGAACCACAUCGCUCUGCUGGAGUGUGUCGACUCGGCUCAGCUGGAUUUGCUUUGUCGCAUCAGUGGUACAGAGACAGUCCCUCAUCCAUCGCUACAACACCUCCUGAUGCUUAAGUUCUGUAGCCGUGUUCAGCUGGGUGGACAUCGCUACGCUUGUCUGGGAACUUUCUCGCAAUGUGUGCCUCAAAUACACACACUUGUUUUAUGUGGACCUGCGCCGGGACUCCUCGACCAGAUUGUGUGCGUGAGCCGAGGAGUAUUUACACUUCUGGAACAUCUCUGUCAGUCCAUCAUUAGUACACAAAAACAGCUAAAUGAAUACACAAAUUCUGAAACUGACAACAUCCGUGAGACUCAGGAAAAUUGUGAAAGCUCUGUUCUGGUUUCAAGCCAGUCCCAGCGUUCCGAUUUGGACCUACCGCAAAGCUUUCUUUCAUCUCAGGGCUUUUGGGAUAGAAUUAUGAGAGCUGGUGGAGUGAUUCCUAUUGGCGGCACUUUUGAGUUCUUGUUGCAUCACUUCCUGUUGAAUGCCCGUAACCAUGGUGACUCAGAGAGCUGUAGACUGUUGGCAGAGGCUUUACUGUGUGUGCCUAGAACUUUGUUCUCUCGCAGACGCUUCCUAGAUGCCCAAACACAUCUCUUAAGUGAACUUAAGGAAAUGACUAAUGUGCAAGAUUUAUCCAAACGCUCAGAGCUCAAGUUCAGGUUUAAUGAAGGUUCAACACUUCCGGUGUGUUUAGAGUCAGUCAGUAGUAAACAACAGCUGGUCGUUUCUGUGUUACAGUGUUUAAACAGACUUUUAUGUAUAGGGGCGAUUCUACACACCCGCACUCCACUACUCUCCCACCCUUCCACUAGCUCUGAGGAUGAAGAAGGAGAGACAGAAAACCUGCAUCUUUCAGACUAUUGAAACAACAAAUAUAUGACCUGUACUGCACAUGCAAGCUUAGUUCAUGCAAAGUUUCAUAUAUAUUUCAAAAUGUAGGAUAUUUCAGAUAAAUUUCAAAUUGAUGACUGACUAGUUUUUUUUCUCUUCAUAAUGUCUAUUAUUAUAUUUUUUUAAACUGAAAAAUAUUGUAUAGAAAAUAAAUUUGUGAUUAUUUAAAUGUGCUUGAGCUUUCUUGAAAAUAACUGCCACUU
Molecule: messenger RNA, 2363 nt
Organism: Triplophysa dalaica
Lineage: Eukaryota; Metazoa; Chordata; Actinopteri; Cypriniformes; Nemacheilidae
Gene: bbs10
Product: Bardet-Biedl syndrome 10
Exons: 3
Coding region: 184-2133 (649 amino acids)
Biological process (GO): chaperone-mediated protein complex assembly
Molecular function (GO): ATP-dependent protein folding chaperone; ATP binding
Source: RefSeq, a predicted model, not a curated record